CAUAGGAAAAUAUGGAGUUUAGGACAUAAAAUACAAUUCCGCUUAAGCUCCGUAGCUGAAGCUCCUAAAAACCAAACCCUGGCUGAAAGAAGGAAAAUUUGCAAAGGGCCAUGGCGUGAAAAGUUGCGCGCGCCUUAUAAAAGCUUGGCCCUGGAGCCCCGCCGCAGUCUCCACGCGACCACCGUGUUGUGUGCACGUCACAAGAUGGCCUCCCUCGCAGUAUUCGAUUUCGAUCGUACUAUAGUCGAUAACGACUCGGAUGCCGUUGUGAUAGAGAAAUUGAGGGAAAAACAGCCUCCGCCAGAAUGGGAGUCUGAAAAUCGUGAUUGGACGCCGUACAUGAGCGAUGUAUUCGAGCACGCCUACUCUGCUGGCCUCCGAGAGGCGGACGUCCUCAGCGCGAUAGCCUCCAUGAAACCGACCCCAGGCUGCAUACACAUGUUGAAAGCUUUACAUAAGGCUGGCUGGCAUAUAGUGCUACUCACUGACGCAAACACAGUAUUCGUACAGCACUGGUUGUCUACACAUCAGUUAGAGGACUGCAUAAAGGCUGUGAUUACCAACCGCGCCUUCUGGGACCAAGGGCGGUUAUACAUCGAGCCCUGCAUGCGGCAGACUGCCUGCUCGCGCUGCCCCACCAACCUGUGCAAGUCACUUGCACUCGCCCAGUGGUGCGCAAGGCACCAGUACUCGAACAUAUGCUACGCUGGUGACGGCAGGAACGACUAUUGUCCGGCUACUAACUUACCCGCUCAUGCAACCGUGUUCCCCCGCCGCGGCUACCCUCUGGACGACUUAAUAAAAAAGACCCUCACGUCUUCAACCCCCCACAUAAAAGCCAAGGUGGUGCCUUGGGACAGCUGUGAUACCAUCCUGGACAAACUCAUCCAGGCUUAGGAUAGCUUAGUAAUC
Molecule: messenger RNA, 912 nt
Organism: Cydia amplana
Lineage: Eukaryota; Metazoa; Arthropoda; Insecta; Lepidoptera; Tortricidae
Product: pyridoxal phosphate phosphatase PHOSPHO2-like
Exons: 4
Coding region: 205-897 (230 amino acids)
Molecular function (GO): phosphatase activity
Source: RefSeq, a predicted model, not a curated record